AAUAUCCCACUGCAUAUUUAGAUAUAUAGUAAGCACAUCGCCGUUGUUUAAAUAUUGUAUUCUGAAUGAGAGCCUCUUUGAAAUAAUCCUGUUAAUCAACAACUGAAAAAGGCUGAGCAAUUCGCAAGCAAUGUUCCUCGUUACAGAUAGCUCCCAAACCGUUGAAGUUUGAUGAUUUACCCAGCAUCUGACUGCCCAAACUGAAGAAGGUACGUUGGAAGUGCAGAUCAACAUGGCGCCCGCCGCAGCCCUUAGCACUUCACUUCUGUUCCUGCAGCUGAUCCCAUGCUUCAUGAUUUCCAAACUGUCGGACUUUAAAUUGUGCGGGGAUCCUGAAUGUGAAAGACAUCUGAGUAGAGUAACGGCUAUGUCGGAUUACACAGGUCGUGACUGUAGAUUCCUUACUUUUAAGCAUGGAGAUACCAUAUUUGUUUAUCUUAAAUUGACCGGGAAAAGAGAUGACUUAUGGGCUGGAAGUAUAGGGAAGCAAUUUGGAUAUUUUCCAAAAGAUGCAGUUAAAGUUGAUGAUGUCAUAACAUCAACUGAAGUAGAGCUACCAACCCAGGAUAAUGAUUUCCUUUGUCUUAAUGAAGAAAAUUAUCUCAUAGAUGAUGAAGAAAAUGAUUUUGUGAUUAAUGAAAAUGGAGAAAAUUCUUUCUCAAAGUCAGAAGAAAGAGAAGCCACAUUAGAACAUGGAGCUAAGUUUAAUAAAUACAACCAGGUUUAUGAAGGUAAUUCUGCCAAAACUGAACCUGUGGACAACAUAAUCACUCUUUAUAAAAGGCAGAUUCAAUCAGCACACCAUACUACAAAGCUAGAGAUGAACUCUGGUAAAGAGCAACUUCAAAAAAGCCUAGCACCUGAUGAGAAUGUACAAAUAAAUGAAAUUCUUUCACCAGUUAAUCAUCAGAAUCAAUUAAAUGAUGAGAGUGGCUCCGGACACACAGAUAAUAAUGAAUUUAACUUGUUCACUUUUCCUGACUCUGUUCAGAAUGAACAUAUUAGUACAGAAAAAGAUGAACAUCCAGGGCAGGAAAUCAGUGAAGAUAAACCUAUUACAAUGGAAAGUAAUGAAGUCUCUGAAGUUGUGCAAGAGGAAUCUGAUUGGAUUGGAUCUAGAAUUAGUGGGUGGUUUGGUUUGGAAGCUAAGAAGGAUGAACAGGCAGUGGAACCAAAUGACCUGUCUAUGCAGCAAAACUCUUUUAAAAGUCGGAAAAUUCCAUUAGACAAUGAUGAGGACACUGUAUUGUCAGAAGGGGGAGAUAAAAAUAUGUAUUAUGAGACUAAAGGAAUCCUUGAUUCUGGAAUGUCAGGUUGGAUUGGGGGUUUGUCAAAACUGUUAACUUUCAACAGUGAUUUAUCAGAAGAUAUUUUAUCUUCAAAGGAAGGUGAAAAUAAUAAACAUGAAAAUACUUACCUUGCUGAUGACUCAACAGACCCAAGUAAACCUUCAGUAACUAAGUCAGGAAACAAAAUAUCCGAGCAUUCAGUAGCAGAUCAUUCAAGGCCAAAACAUAGUGAAUCCGAAAAUAUUGACAAAGAUGAUCAGAACUUAAUGAGUAAUGUUCGGUCACUGUUUGGUUUAAGUGACAAGUCAUGGUUUGGGCAAAUCAAUGAUGCUCAGGAUUCAGAUGUGUCAGUAGAAACAAAAGUCACCAGGGAAGAAAGUAGAAAUGAUAAUGAUCAGUCAGAAUCUUGGUGGGUUAAUUUGAAUGCAGUAAGUAAUGUCUUCAGCUUUGGUAGUGAUAAUGGGGGUCAGACAUUCAGACCUUCAGAAGAAACACAAAAUCUUAAUGGAAAUGAAAAGGCUCCAGGAGGAAAAGGAAAAUCAAACUCACAAUGGUCACACUCUAGUUUAAGUAAGAUGUUAGGCUUUAGUCAAGGAAAUGAAUUUGAGAUCGCUACCUUAACGGAUGAAACUAAAGAAACCAUUAUUGAAAAUAGCAAGAAAACUACAUUGGAUGAUGAUAGGUCAAAAUCACAAAAGGAUACCUUUGGUUUAAAAGAUAUACUGAUGUUUAAUAAAAACAAUGAAGAUUGUUUUGCUUCCAAUCCUCCAGAAGAGAAAAGCUUAUGUAUCGUUAGAGAUAAGAAAGAAAACACAAUGAAUACCAAAUCUGAAGAGAGUUCUUCCACAUUGAAAUCAAUUACUGAUUCAGUAAUAAAUGGUGACACAACUCAGUCACCAAACCAAUGUCUAAACAGAGUGGAGAAUGAUGCCAACUGUCAGUCUGAUAGCUUGCCACAAUCUGAGAAGGAAUAUAGGGAAACAAAAAGUGAACACACUCAAUCAACACUUUCUAUGAAUGGGUUAAAAAACAGCUUUGAUGGCAGAACAUCAAAGUCACAAGGUGUUCAGGAACCACAAAAUUUUGAUUUCCUGCAUCCUAAUAAACCAUUGACACAGGAAAGUGUCCAUAAAGAUCAAAUUUUGCAAGAACAUUUGAUGCAUAUUUCAGAAAUUAAGCAACAUAUUUCAGAUGAUACAAAGACUCUGCCAUAUGAAAAUGUACAUUCUGGAGAAAAACUACAUGGUGAACGGGAGGAUGCACACAACCAGGACCUAAUCUCAGAAGUGCAACAGAUUGCUGUCAUGAGCAAACGUGACCCUUUAGCACCAGGAAGUUUGUCUGAAGAAGAACAGAGUUUAACAAUGCAUUCCAAAUGGACAUCUAAUGACAAUCCACAUUCAGAAACGACAUUUCUUACAGAGACAGAUAAUGCAGAUCGCUCAGUGUGGGAUAAAUUGCAAGUUGAACAUGAUCUUCCACAAGAUAAUUUAGCAUCCGGACUGAAAUCAGAGCAAUGUAUUUCAAAUCCCACUGAUUCUACCUCAGUAAAUAAGUUACAGAAUGGAAAAAAGUUCUCACAAGAACAGAUAGUAAAUACAGACUUAAAAGAGAAUCCUGUUUCAGAUGGUGAUCAACAUCAGUUAGAGGAAGAGUUACACCAUAAGCAAUUAACCUCACAAGAGAAAGAUGUUAUACCAGCCUUACAAUUUGAACAGCUUGAUGAUUCAGGUAACAACAAGCUUUUAUCCCAGACACAAACUGAUAAUGAACAGGAAGCCUUCAGUUUAAAAUUCAAUGAAAUUUCUUCCUCUAGUCAAGUCAGCCCAUCUUCACAGAAUGAAUUAUAUAAUGAAGGAGCCUCUGUACAAGUUACACAUUUUACCUCAGCAGAAGAGCAAACUUCAGACCAUUACAAUUUGUCGUCUGAGAAGGUUAAAAAACAUGAAGAAAUGUCACAACUAAUUAGGGAUGAUAAAGGGGUCAUAGCUACAAAUAUCAACGAUGAAACAUGGCAAUUACAAUCUAUGCAGCAGGCUUCAUAUCAUACUAGGGAUCUAUCAAAGGAAAAUCCAACUGGGGACCAAAAUGCCUUACAGUACCAAUCCUUGACAUUAGAUUCUGAAUCCAAUCAGCAGACCUCAGAUUACAGUGAAUGCCAAAAUGUAGAACAGCCUGUCAUGAAGGAACAUCAGCUUUUAAAAUCAGCAUCUACCGAGCUUGUUUCAGAUGCUGAAAAACCCUUUUCACUGAAAGCGCAUGAUGAAGAUAGCUUGCAAGCAACUUCUAAGUCGGAACUUAAGUGGCCUGCUACUUCAAAACAUGAGGAAGAUACUUCUACUGAAAAUGUGCGUGUUAAUGAAGACUUUGUCCAGACAGAUGCUUUGAUACAUGUCUCAGAUGAAAGCAAAGUUCUGGUAAAGGAAAAGUUGAAUGACAAAAACAGCAUUCACAAAAAAGAACAAACUUUAUCACAUCUUUUAUCAAAUUCACAAUCUGAAGGGAACACCCUUUCAUAUGAUGACAAAACCCUGAACCAAGGAAAGUCUUAUCAACAAAAUAGCAUGGAAGAUAAAGGGUUAUAUUUAGAAUCAGAAAAUCAACUUAUUGCUUUAAAUUCCACAGUAUAUUCAUCAGAGGAAGAAACAACUGCAGCUGUCAACAGUGGGACCACUACAAAAACUGAAAAUAGUAACAAGUUGCAUACUUCUCUGGAAACUGAAGCAAUGGUAGAACUUUUCAAUUCAUUACCUUCUGGGAAUGUGAAUCCACGUACACCACACUCUAGUAAACAUCAAGACACUGAUACUAAAAUUAAAUCACAGCAUGUUGUCAAAGAAACAGAUUAUCAAAUAAAUCAAGAUGACACUGAAAACAAUUUCCUGGGAGAUGAGAAAACAACAGAGUUACCCAGUGAAUCAUUUUCUGCCAACGUACAGGAGGAUGAAGCACAAAGGAAUUCUGAACAGCUGAUAAUGACCUCAGCUCAUGAAAGAAAAGACUCAAGCAAACUAAUUGAAGAAGUUCGUACCAGACCAGAGGCCAGCAGUGAAAAUGUGCUUGGAACCACUUCUACAAGUAAAGCUGAAACUGGUGCUGAAGAAGAAUCAGUGACAUCAAAAGAUGCUUUCAGUUCAGGUGACAUUUCAAACACUCAAGUUACAAACAAUGAGCAAAAUGCAGAAAUUCUUGAAAAAACUGUUCAAACAAGCAAGCUUAUGCAAGAGCAGAAUGGGACCAAGGACAACAGGGAAACUAGGAACUACCAGAUUGAAGAGAAAGCAAUGCCAACACAUGUAAGUGAAGCUAAAGAACCAUCAGUAUCUGAUGAUCCAGAAGUUGGAACACCAACUGACAAUGACAUUGAAUAUGAAACAAGUUUUGAUAUGGCAGCUGGCCAUAAACUGAGCAGAGUCUUUGAACGCAAUGUACGAAACUUCUUGAUAACAGUUGAUCAUUUCAUCCAAAAUUCAUAUCAGACAGUGAUGGAUACGUUACUUGAAGAUCUAGGAGCUUCAUCAAACUUGCAUGGUCCCUGCACUGAGUUGUUCCUGAUUUCAGUUCUGCUGGGGAUUAUCACUGCAUUGCUAUUCAUCUACAGGACUUGCCAGGCAGUGAAAAGCAGAAGAUACAUGGGGAGAGAGAAACAACUUGCAGAAAAAGUUUCCCAACUGUUUGAUGAGAAAUGCAAAAUUCUUGAAACACUGAGUAGUUGUAAACAAAAGUACAAUGAAUUUGAAGUUUCUGUGAAAGAUGCUGCCAGCUUAAAACAAUCAACAGAAACAAAGACUUUGCAUCUUCAGGACUCUUAUGCUAAAUUGGAUAAAUCAAAUAAUACUCUUAGACAAACGAUUGAUCAGUUCACACAGGAUUUAGAAGGAGAAAAGCAAACAAGAUCUCAACAAAGUAAUCUGAUUAUAGAACUUCAAGAAAAUUUAAAUGCGCUUGAAAAUGAAGCUCAAAGUCUCAAGAUGCAAAUUGAAGAGGCUAAAAAGGAAUUAAAAGGAAUUCAGACUAAAGAUGCAAAACACCAGGAAUCUUUUCAAGCUGCAAAAGAAGAGAAUUAUCAUCUCAUACAAAGCCAAGAGCAGCUGUUGCAAGAAUCCGAAGGGUGGAACGAACGUUAUAAUGAGCUUACAGAGCAUAUUAAAUUAGGUAUAAAGUCGCAGAAUGAUAUAAGGGAAGUUCUUAAAUGUAAAGAAGACGAAGCAAAGUCUCUGACAGAUUGCCUUCUAAAGAUGAAAUUGUGGAAUGUAGCUGAAGAGGAUAAUCUUGCAGAAGAAAUAUCAGAAGAACAACAGAAGCAAAAAAUUGAAAAAUUGAUCAAUGUUGCGAAGCUAAAUGCCAGCUUGAAGUCAGUGGAAGAGGAAAGAAAUCAGAUUCACAGCAAAUUGUCAGAUGAAAUCAAAGCAAAGCAAGAGCUGAUGGAGCGCGUUGAGAAACUCCAGUUGGAACAUACUUCAGCACAAUGUGUGAAAACUCAGUUUGAGACAGAAUAUAAAACCAUUCAGCAAAAGUUAAAGAUCAUGACAGAAUUGUACCAUGAGAAGGAAAUGGAGCUACAAAGAAAUCUAACUCUGGAAGAGCAUCAUAGGUUGCAGAAAGAAGAGAAACUUUCUGAAGUUGAUGAAAAGGUUAAUCAAGCAAAUGAAGAGCUCACUAUUUAUAGACAACGUGCUAAAGAUCUUGAAGAUGAAUUAACUAAAACUAUGCAGUCAUAUAAAAAUCAAAUUGUAUCCCAUGAGAAAAAAGCACAUGAUAAUUGGCUGUCUGCUCGUGAGGCUGAACGAGAACUUGGCAAUGUUAAAAGAGAGAAUAUUCACCUUCGACAAAAAAUAACUGAAGCAGAAUUCAAAAUGGAUAUUGCUUUGAAGGAUCCACUUUUAAUUGAAGUAUCUGGAACAGCAGCAUUAAGUGCUUCAGCGCUUGGCCCACCAUACAGAGGAAGAAGUUCUCCAUAUGGCCCUUCUCCGGUGGGUCGACCUGGCUCCGAACCUAUGGGCUUUCUAUCACCUCCAUUACUAGAUGGGCCCUUAAGGUUUUCACCUUUGUUUCCUGGGAAACCAGACUCUAAAACGAGAGGUCCAUCAAUCCAUCUGGAUCGCACAACUAAUGAAAAUACAGAUUCUGUUUCUGACCGAAUGUCUGAUCAGCAUGGUCCACAGUCAGACAGUGGUUCACUGUCCCCUGUGUGGGAAAGAGAUCGUAAGCUGUGCAGAGCAUCACCAGCUUUGAUAUGUGAAGAUGGGCGCCCCAAACUAGAAAAUAGCAUGCAAACUUCAAAUUCUGCUUCAGAAAGCCAGGCCCAAGAUUGUGACUUACUAAAUGCAUCUCUAAACCAGUCUCUUCCUGUGGAAGCUGAAUUUGGAAUUCGACCUGGUUUUCCACUUGCCUAUCCCAGCCACGUUCCCUCAUUACCUGUUGAUCUAAGAGGUCAUGUUCCACUCAGAGGACAUCCACUACCUCCACGUGUUGGAAUCUAUGGUCCUCCGGAAUGUUUCCCGCUAAGAGCUUUUGGUUUGCCGCCUCAUCCUUCCAUGGGAAUAAGAGAUCCAUUGCGACCAUAUGUGAGUAAUUUCCCACCACCUCGGCCAACUUUCCUACCACCCAGACCAGUUCCAGGUAUUGCUGGCGGCCUUCUUCCUUCACGGUUUCCUCUAUCCAGGUUUUCCUCAACUGAACAUCCAUCUUCACAAGAUAAAUAAUUUGCUGAUGGAACUGAAUCAAUGGCUGUCUGAUUUAUCAAAAAGUGCAUUAGAGUGUAAAGUGUAGGUUACGAUAUUGCAUUUUUUUGUUGAUGUUUGCUAUAAUUGGUGGUAACCUUACACUUUGCAUAAAGGCACACAUUUUCUGAAAGUGCUGUUUGAUUAGAAUUGUACACCUCAGGAGUCUUGCAUAGAAGUUAAGCUUUUAUUGUGCAAUACUGCAGGGUUUUACCAUGCACUGGUUUUAGUUCAGAGCAUUGUUUUUAUCCAGACCAUUUUAGGUAAGGAAUUUGUAAAUGCUUAACUUGAAUGGCAAAACAAUAUGA
Messenger RNA from Mobula hypostoma (lesser devil ray), 7320 nucleotides. RefSeq names its product MIA SH3 domain ER export factor 2 (gene mia2). Gene Ontology annotation, biological process: endoplasmic reticulum to Golgi vesicle-mediated transport; vesicle cargo loading; protein secretion. Gene Ontology annotation, molecular function: protein binding. The record is from RefSeq and is a predicted model, not a curated record. The transcript has 30 exons. Gene Ontology annotation, cellular component: endoplasmic reticulum exit site; endoplasmic reticulum membrane. Bases 233 to 6994 code for a protein of 2253 amino acids. Lineage: Eukaryota; Metazoa; Chordata; Chondrichthyes; Myliobatiformes; Myliobatidae.